AUGCCUGUGGGGCGGGGUGUACGCGGGUGGCGAAUAAUUGAUAAGGUGCUAUCCGAAUCUAUUCGCAUCUAUCUAUCUAUCUAUCUAUCUAUCUAUCUAUCUAUCUAUCUCAGUCUUUUCUUUCUUUAUCUAUCUAUCUAUCUAUCGCAGUCUUUUCUUUAUCUAUCUAUCUAUCUAUUUCAGUCUUUUAUCUAUCUAUCUAUUUCAGUCUUUUAUCUAUCUAUCUAUCUAUCUAUCUAUCUAUCUAUCUCAGUCUUUUCUUUCUUUAUCUAUCUAUCUAUCUAUCGCAGUCUUUUCUUUAUCUAUCUAUCUAUCUAUCUAUCUAUCUAUCUAUCUAUCUAUUUCAGUCUUUUAUCUAUCUAUCUAUUUCAGUCUUUUAUCUAUCUAUCUAUCUAUCUAUCUAUCUAUCUAUCUAUCUAUCUAUCUAUCUAUCUAAUUUGUUUUCUUCAUUUCUAG
Molecule: messenger RNA, 456 nt
Organism: Acanthosepion pharaonis
Lineage: Eukaryota; Metazoa; Mollusca; Cephalopoda; Sepiida; Sepiidae
Source: the annotation of a GenBank genome assembly